Messenger RNA from Haplochromis burtoni (Burton's mouthbrooder), 446 nucleotides. RefSeq names its product protein FRG1-like. Bases 25 to 252 code for a protein of 75 amino acids. Gene Ontology annotation, cellular component: striated muscle dense body; catalytic step 2 spliceosome; nucleolus. NCBI's taxonomy places the organism in Eukaryota, Metazoa, Chordata, Actinopteri, Cichliformes, Cichlidae. Gene Ontology annotation, molecular function: actin filament binding. The record is from RefSeq and is a predicted model, not a curated record. The transcript has 2 exons.
CUUUCUGUUCUGCUUCAGGGUAAAAUGGCUUUCCUGGCAGCAAAUAGCUGUUUCAUUUCCUACAGUGACAACGGGGACAUUGUGGCCAAGAGCAAGACAGCAGGGGAUGGCGAGAUGGUGAAGAUCCGAACCUGUGCAGAACGAGAGGUCAAGCGUAAAGAUGACAUUGCAGAUGAGGACAGGGGCAACGUGAAGUCCUGCGAGAUCAAUUAUGUGUACGUAACCUCUGCUGUUUAUAAGCGGUGCUUAUGAAAUGUGUAAGCAGCCCAAACAAAGACUAAUGAAGGAAAAAUGUUAAGUUCUCUUAUAUUUUCUUUGGAAUCUUCUCCGUUAGAAAGGUUAUCGUAAGUUAGAAUAAGUAAAUGUUAUAAUUACCUGUUAUUCUUUGCUAAGUUCAGUAGAUGCUUUUGUUCUCCUUUAAUGUGAAGUUUAACUAGACGUUUCUG